UGACAAGUUACCGUAGCUACACGGCUCCAUAUAUUCCCGUAAACUCUCCAAGGUGAACUGUGCCGUAGAACCGGAAGGCUUGGCAGCUGCGAGUGUCCAAGAUUUUUCCCAAGUGGCAGCCGCCGGAAGACCGGAAUCCCCCUGUUUGAGCACAGGUGCACUCUGAUGAUUUACUAGGGGCCUGCAGGGCUUAUUCUGAAGCAUGCAGGAGAACAACAUCGAGCAGCCUCAGUCACUGUCUCAGCUCCUCAGAGAGAAUUACCUGGCUGAGGCCCGAGCCCAGCAGCGCCACAGCGAGAUGAGCCGCUCAGACGCUUCUUCCUCACGCCUCCAGAUCUACGGGUCGCUGAAAGGCAAGGCCGAGGACUCUGGGGCUCACAAUGAUCCCACAUUCACAGACCUAUCAGCCUUCCUCAGCCAGGAGGAGCUAGAUGAGAGCGUGAACCUGGCCCAGAAGGCCAUCGGACAUGAGCCUCGAGAGGAGAUGGCAGAGGUCAGGGCGUCUGUCGCACCAUUAACCCAGUCCACAAGUUCCUCAGCCUCUUCCUCUGAACUCACAUCGGUUCCCUUUGCCAACCCCUCUCCAGCUCCUUCCGCCGUCCCCUCUAUGGUGCCUUUCACCCAGCCGGCCCCUGAACUCAGAGAACUGCAACAUGCAACAUUCACACCAGACAGAAAGGUGCACAAAGCGUCUGCACGGCAGGAAAACACAUUCAGGAACACAAGGGGCACCGGUGAGGGGUUCAACGACAUUGAAAGGUCGGCAAAGAAUGCCCCGUACGGCAUGGAGACCCAGUCCAAGAAGGAGUUCCUCAACAAGGCAGCGGACUUCAUCGAGGAGCUCUCUUCUCUCUUCAAGGCCAACAGCUCCAAACGGGCACGACCGAGAGGAUGCAAACCUCACCGGAGCAGGAACCAGAACAAAAGCCUAGUCGAUGGUGAGGGUUCCCUCGGCCUCGGCCCUGAGAACAGGGAGCGCUCUCCCAUGCCCUUGGAGGCGGAGGCAGAGGUGGUGGUGGAGGAGGAGAGACCAAGCCCCGCUGUAAGCCACCAACCAGAGGCCCAGCUGGACUCUGGGAUUGGGCACAUGGAGUUUCAGGACAGCAGGAUUACUGAGGAGCAGCAGUGCAAUUCUGUUUCCCAGGAGGCAGCAGAGGUGGCAGAAAGCUGCCCCCCGACAGAAACUCCAUACCCCGCAGAGUCUGCGUGUGAGCCGCCUUGUUUCAUCCAGAAACUGAAAAGCAGGGAGGUUGCAGAGGGCAGCAAGGUCCAGCUGGACUGCAUUGUUAGAGGACUCCCUGUGCCUGAAGUCAGAUGGUUCUGUGAGGGCAAGGAGUUGGAGAACUGCCCGGACAUCCAGAUCAUCACCGACGGAGAGCAUCACUCUCUGGUUAUCGCAGAGGCCUUCGAGGAAGAUACUGGACGCUACUCCUGCUUCGCAUCUAACUUCUAUGGCACUGACUCCACUUCAGCCGAGAUCUACGUCGAAGGUACAACCUCUUCAGAUUCUGAUGGGGAACAGCGAUUUGAACAUGUAGCUCAGCAGCAGAAGAGAUCUUCUCCAUCAUCGAGCCAAGCUCUUUCUGCAGAAAAGGAAGAUCCUCCAUCUUACCCUGCAGCAACCAUCGAAGAACCAGCAGAGCCGAUCGUCUCUGCACAAACUAACCAAAUAAUCCCAGAACCUAUCCUACCAGUGCGGACAUCAGCCACCAUACUCUCAGUCCCGGAGCCUUUGAAAGCAUCCGCAGCAUUCCCCGCUCAGCAGGAGCCAACAGUGGAAGAGCCAACAGUGUCAUAUGUGCAGGUGUUUCCUACUUUAUCACCAGGCGAUACAGGUCUUUCAGAAGCCUUUCAUGAGGCGUCAGCGUCUGUUACAUCCCCUCCUCCUCCAGUGCAGACGCCUGCAGCAGAACCUCCAUCACUGCCCCUAAACUCUGGGGUCUCCUCUGUGCUGUCUCCUCCAAUACAAACACUCCAACUUGAGAGUCAAACCUCUAACUACACCUACCCACAAGUGUUGAACGGCCAACCUAUCAUGGCUGCCCCUGUCUUCACAAAGAGCCUGCAGGACCUCCUUGUGUCAGAAGGCCAGCUGGUGGUGCUAGAGUGCCGUGUGAAAGGGGUGCCGUUCCCACGAGUGGACUGGCACAGAGAUGGAGCAUUCAUAGAGGACUCUCCUGAACUCAGGAUCCUGAAGAAAAAGCCCAGAUCUCCAGCUGAAUCAGAGGAGAUAUGCAGUCUGGUCAUUACUGAGGUCUUUCCUGAAGAUUCCGGGAUCUUUACUUGUACAGCAAGCAACAAUUAUGGAACUGUGUCCAGCACCGCUGCACUGAGGGUCACAGGCAAUGGCAGCAACAGCAACCACAUGAGGCCUUCCAGCAACUUGACCCUAGAGCCAAACCAAAGCCAAGAACCUUCACCCGCCCCCGCUGUCAACCUUCAACCAGAGGUUACUGUGACCAGCAGCAUCAAGCCCCACUCCAGCACCAUCCGCCUGGACCCACUCAUCUCCAGCAGCGUACGCCUUGACCCAUUGAGUACCAGCACCCUCCGUUUGGACCCCCUUGGUUCCAGCAUGCUGCGCCCAGACCCCUUCCGCUGUAGUCUCCCCAGCCUGGAGCCCUCCAGCCUCAUCAACAGCUUCAACUCUCGCAGCAACAGCACUCCCAACUUAGAUCCUGUCAACCUCCAUCACAACCAUCCUGUAUCCAGUGGAGCAGCUCCAGAACCACAGAUCAGCAGACAGGUGCUCUCCUACCUGAAACCCUUCACUUCUCCAUUCUCAGCUGGAACGGUAGCAGAGCAUGAAGCAUCCACACCUUCAAUGACACCACCCGACACGAGCGCCACAGUGAAAGUGACCCCUAACCAUCAGAAUGGGAGCCUUAUCGUGCUGCCCUUACCCGACCCCCCUCCGAACUCCUGCCUUAAGACAGGCGCUCAAACGAAACCCAAACACUCCCGCUCUGGAUCUCGUCGCGUCCACUUCAGACUGCCUGAGGAGGAGGAACAGAGUGACGCAUCAAGCAGUCAGUGUGAGGAAGAAUCCAAUAUGUCGGGCAACAAGGGACCUCCACCAGUCCUGGCUAAACCCAAACUGGACCCGGUCCAGCUGCAGAUUCUGCACAACCAGGUCCUCAUGGAGCAGCAGCAGGACACUGAACCUCCAGCCCACCCCCACCCCCAGCCCCUGACUCAACCAAAACAUCACCCUCAGACCCAGCCCCAACCACAACUUCAGCCACCGUCUCUGCCCCAGUCUCAGCCCCUACCCCAGCCUCAGCCUCAGCCCCAGUCACCCCCACACCCCCAGCCUCAGUCUCAACCCCUGCCCCAGCCUCACCACCACCCUCAGCCUCAGUCCCAACCACAACCCCAGUCUCACCCCCACCCCCAACCCCAGUCUCACCCCCAGUCUCACCCCCACCCCCAACCACAGUCUCACCCCCAGCCUCAGAUCCAGAUCCAGCCCGCAGUUCAAACUUCCAGUGAAGGUCCAAUAUGGUCGCCCAGAAUGGAACGGGAUCCCCGUGCUCCACCUUUCCAGCCCCACCUGACCUCCAAUACUCCCCCUCAGCAGAUGCCCCACUCUGCACCUGUACUGACAUCCGCCCCCCAAGCUCCCUCUCUGAGCUCUGCCCCACCUCUCAGCACCACCUUUUCACCUCUCCCUAACACUCUGAGCUCCCCUCCUUCAAUCCCUCAGCUUAUGACCUCCUCCCUGGUGACCUCACCUCCUCCUGCCCCACAGCUGAAAACAGCUCCACCCGUCAGUAUAGCUCCUGUAACCCAGAUGAACACCAUCCAUGCCUCCCACCUCAACCUGACCCCUGCAGCACUCACCAAAUCUCCCCCUACGCCUCAGUUUUUUUCUCCUCUUGCACCGAAGUUUAGUGCAGCCUUAACAGAUCUUACCUCGGUCACUUCUCCUGCUCCGUUCUUGAGAAGCACCCAUGCCUCCCUCAUGAACCUCACCCCUACCUCCCACUCCUUCAGCUACGCCCGUCCAAAAGAGUUCAUAGCGGCUCAGAGCUUCUCACCGGUCAGGAGUCCUUCCCCGACAGAAUCUCCGGUCCCUCUGCUCCAGGAGCUGGCAGCUGAGCUAAACUCCUCGGCAGCCAGCUCCCCCACCUUCCCGCCUUUCUCCCCCCCACCCAGGACCUUCAGCACCAGGGUGAUCAAGUCUCCCACCAGCCCUCCAUCUCUCGUGUCCUCACCCACACCGGUGUCGCCGCCAUACCUGAACAGUAUGUACGCCAUGCGAACCCAGUCGCCUCCCCAGGCCUCCUCUCCCACCUCCAGUAGCUCCACCUCCAGCCCCAUUCAGAACCCUGUGGCGUUCCUGAGCUCCGUCCUGCCCUCCCUGACCCCGAGUCAGCCCACCAACUCUAUGGGCCUGCCCAAGGGAGCUCCCAUAGGGCUAAAAAAGAGCAUGCAAAAGACACGCAUCCCAUCAUAUGAAGACAUUCGUGAAAGCAGAGAGAGUAUCCUCCAGGACAUUGAGAAAAAGCUUCGACUUAGAGACGAUACCCAACAUUUUGCACAUCAACAGAAGCUGAGUAAUGAGGGGAAAACAGCGAGCAGACUCCUUGGACCAAACAUUCCUGCUACUGUCAUUAACUAUGAUAAGGAGUACAAAGUGUCCAAUUUUGAGCAGAGACUUAUGAGUGAGAUUGAAUUCCGUUUGGAGCGGACGCCGGUGGAAGAGUCGGACGAUGAGGUGCAACACGAUGAUGUCCCUACAGGGAGAUGCAUCGCGCCCAUUUUGGACAAAAAACUGAAGAACUACAGAGCCAUGGAGGGCGUGCCAGUCACUUUCUCGUGUAAAGUAGUGGGAAUCCCUUUUCCAAAGGUGUACUGGUUCAAGGAUGGCAAGCAGGUGUUGAGGAAGAACGUCCAUUACAAGAAGAUAAGGGAGGGGGAUGGGACCUGUGCUCUUCACAUAGAGUCCACGACCCAAGACGAUGAUGGCAACUACACCAUCAUGGCAUCUAAUCCUCAGGGACGGAUCAGCUGCUCGGGUCAUUUGAUAGUCCAAACGGGACCUCCCCGAAACCGCAUGGCACCUAUUAGCUCUCAGAGGGUGCGAGCCCGUAUACAGGAAGUUGAAAGUGAGCAAACACAGGAGCGUUUUUUUCAGCCUCACUUCCUCCAGGCUCCAGGCGACAUGCUGGCUCACGAGGGCCGACUUUGUAGGUUAGACUGUAAGGUGAGCGGCCUCCCCAACCCAGAGCUGAUGUGGUUGGUCAACGGGAGGCCAAUCUAUCCGGACCUUCUGCAUAAGAUGCUGGUGCGGGAGAAUGGCGUCCACUCUCUGGUCAUUGAUCCACUGACGCAGAAUGAUGCCGGGACAUACACGUGCAUUGCAAGCAAUAAGGCAGGGCAGAGCUCCUUUAGUCUGGAGCUAAAAGUUGUAGAGAAAGAGAUGAAGCACCCGCCCGAGUUUGUGGAGAAGCUGCAGAACAUGGGUAUUCCUGACGGGACUCCAGUCAGACUUGAGUGUCGGGUGGUGGGUAUGCCCCCUCCACUCAUCUUCUGGAAGAAAGACAAUGAGACCAUUCCUAGAACUAAAAACAGGAUCAGCAUGACACAGGAUGCAACAGGAUAUGUGUGUCUCCUCAUCCAGCCAACAACUAAAGAGGAUGCCGGCUGGUACACAGUAUCAGCAAAAAACGAGGCUGGAAUUGCAUCCUGCACCUGCAGGCUUGAUAUCUACGCCCAAUGGCAUCAGAGCAUCCCUGCACCCAUGAAAAAAGCUCCGCGCACAGGCAGUCGCUACGCAGCUCUGACGGGACAGGGGCUCGAUAUCAAGUCAGCUUUCCCCACAUCGGACAACAACCCCAUCCUGUUCUCCAGCUCCCCUCGUGAGGCCAUGCUGGAGAGCGAGGAGCUGUGAACCUGCUGCAUGGUGAACCUCAGGGCACGUGCUGAAGCCUCCCUGAGUUUAAACCAGUAAAGCAGAUGUCAUGUGCUUUGUGUGAUGCUUUUGAAGUGAUACUCUCAAAAAAGAAUGGCAAAGAAAGAUUGUGUUAAAGCUAUCAGCACUGAUAGUGGGUUUGUCACCAUUCCUAUUUACUCAAGUAAUAUGAUGAGUGUUUCACAUACAGAAAAAAACAGAUUUGCAAAGUCUUAGCUCAUGAGCCAUCAGUGGAAUAGUGUUUUCUGGCAUUUGUUUUCUACAUCAUAUUACCUACAGUAGCAAGGGUGUUGUGUUAACAUCAGUUCUUAAAUGUUGUCCUAUUGAAGCACCCAAUAUUUUUAUUGCGAAUCAUAAACCUGUACUGGUAGUAAUAGUUUAUUUUAAAAUGAAUAUAAAAAUAGGUAAGAGUAUAGCAAUGGAGAUUUUAAUGUGUCAUUUAGUGCAGUCUCUUUAGAUGGCUCCAGCGAAGUGGGAUUCUUUCUACAUAAACCUAAAUAAUAUCUUGACAUUCAUUACUUGUUGAUAUUUUUGCACCAUUUUUCAUGUGCAUGCAUGCCAAUGGCUGAUGAAGAUGUCAUACUGUAUACCAUAAAAACACUGUGUCUGCUCAAAGUCAUAAUACUAAAAAUAUGGUGAUUAAAUUCAUCUUUUAUUGACAGCGUUUUAUCUGCAUUUGUAUCUACAGUUUGAGAUGUAUUGCCUGAGAAUAUAAGGCAUAGGAGACUACAUUUUUUGAUCAAAUGGUUUUAACUCCAACAUUUUAAAUGAAUCUUUCAGAGGUUAUAAUUGAACUUUGAUUAAAAAAUAAUAAUUCAAAAAAGUUUGAAAACAUAUUGAAGAAAAGUUGUAAAGCACAUACUCAACUGAUGUAAAGUUGCACAUUGUAAAAUAGUUUUGUCCUUCAGAAUAAAGUUAUAUUUAUUCCAA
Eleginops maclovinus (Patagonian blennie) is the source of this 6847-nucleotide messenger RNA. RefSeq names its product myopalladin (gene mypn). The transcript has 21 exons. Lineage: Eukaryota; Metazoa; Chordata; Actinopteri; Perciformes; Eleginopidae. The record is from RefSeq and is a predicted model, not a curated record. The coding region runs from base 203 to 5896 and encodes 1897 amino acids.